This is a messenger RNA of Spinacia oleracea (spinach), 2897 nucleotides long. Its product is annotated as B-box zinc finger protein 18. NCBI's taxonomy places the organism in Eukaryota, Viridiplantae, Streptophyta, Magnoliopsida, Caryophyllales, Amaranthaceae. The transcript is spliced from 6 exons. Gene Ontology annotation, cellular component: nucleus. The record is from RefSeq and is a predicted model, not a curated record. The coding region runs from base 1885 to 2526 and encodes 213 amino acids. Gene Ontology annotation, molecular function: zinc ion binding. Gene Ontology annotation, biological process: photomorphogenesis; regulation of DNA-templated transcription.
AGCCAUUUGCUACUGCAAAUUGAAGCUCAUCAACUGCUCAUUAAUGAACUCUUCAUUAAUCAGUAUUCAGUAAUCAUAUUUCCAUCUGAUAUUUGAAUUAACCCAAAUUUAGGGUUUAUCUCUAAUUUUGCGCGAUUUUGUUUGUGAAAUUGGGUUUAGAUUUACAAAAACAAUUGGAGCUUGAAUUUCAGUAUUUCAAACGCAAAAUUGAAGCCUAUUGCAUUGAUUUUUGCCAGGAAAAGCGAGUUAAUUAAAAAAAAUGGAGACCGAUUCAGUGGAAACCAACGCUAUGAAAUUUAGCUAUGGGCAAUGUCAUGGCUGCUGCUGCUCUCAAUCGUCAGAAGGUAAUUUUACUCUAUGCCGGUUUUCAUUGUUCAUCGUUCAUUUUUUACCAUUUAAUUUCAAUUUUAUGAUUAUGGAACCAUUCUUGUUGUUGAAAGUUAUGAUUAUUGAACUUUGAGUAGUAAACUAGUAAUGCCUUCGAUUCGACAUUGUAGCAAAUAAUGUACAACUGUAUUAGUAUAAUCCCCCUCACAAAAAUAAAUAAAUAAAUAUUUUCUCCAUUUUUAAAUAGUUGACCAUUUUGACUUUCGACUUUGGCUAAGGCAUAACUUGCAUCAUAAUUAUGUAUUAGCAAAAAUUAUAAAAAGUUAUAUAUUUAAAAUAUACAUGGAGAGUAACCCAAUAACAUUUUAGCUAAUAAUCAGAUUUUUAUUUAUUAAUUGGUAUUAGAAAAUUAAGGUCAAAGUCAAAUAAAUGAAUAGUGUCAAAAUUAAGAAUGGUACAAGCCGUGCAACUACUGAAGGUAGUACAAGCUCAAACUCGGUAGUAUUGGCGAAAAUAGUAGGACUUCUAUUGGCUUGGAGGGGUGUUUAGUGUUCACCGGUCCAAAUCCGGACCGGACAUGAACCAAAAUUUUGAUAAUUUAACAUCUGGAGACUAGACUCGGGUCCAGGAAAAAUCGGUUUUAGACUUAUUUUUAUAAUUUAAAACGGAUGGUUCAACGCCUUUUCUGAAAACUCAAUAUACGUAGUAAAACAUUUCACAAUAUACGGAGUACUAAUCUUUCCAACAUAUUAAAGGUGAAAUUACCAAGCAAGGAUUGGCCGAGUGGUAAAAACUUUCCUCAUAACCUCGAGGUUAUGGGAAAAAUCCUAUAAUUCCCCUCACUAGUUCAGCAGGGUCCUUGAUCUUACCUCAAAAAAAAAAAAUAUUAAAGGUGAAAUUGAAUUUUAAGUACGUGUUUUGUAUUCAUAUAAAUCAUGUUUUUUAAGAAAAACCAGGCCAGGUUCAAAAUUGGUUUUUAAAGGGUUUUGAACCGGACUGGACCGUACACUUUUCCUACCCGGAAACCUGACGGGUUAUUUCUCCGGUCUGCACCGUUUCUUGAACACCUCUACUUCGUAAUAAUUUUGAUAUUUUAAUUUGAAACAUUACCUCCGGUCCUCCAUUUUUACGUAUGGACAUAUCUGUUUUUCCCUAAUUAUAAAUCACCAAAGAUAGUAAAAUCAGAGUAUGAGAACAGUGCAAAAUUCAAAAUGUAACACUAAAAAAACAAUGAAUAUAGCAAAUAUUACUCAUAUAAAGUGUGACCCAUAAAACAGAACAAUCUUUUGGGAUGGAGCCAUCAGCCAUGGAGGAAGUGAAUCCAUGUGUUGAAGUAUUUCAAGUAAGGGUAAAGAAAGAAUAAAGCAAAAGUAGGAAGAUUUGUCCAAAAAAAAAAAAAAACUUUAACGAUUACGGCGGAAGCAGAUUCGUUUCUAUCCUCUCAGUUGCCAACACCUCUUGUUUGGAACAGUAUAAGUUCAUAUUUUCACUAUAUAUUUCUGGUAAGUAAAUUAGUUAAGUGAGCCAAAUGAAUGAGAGUAAGGGUAGAAAGAAGAAAUGCGGAUGCUUUGUGACAUUUGUGAGAGUGCUGCUGCUUCCUUCUUCUGUGCUGCUGAUGAGGCUGCUCUCUGCAACUCUUGUGAUGAAAAGGUACAUAGCUGCAAUAAGCUUGCAAGUCGUCAUGUCAGAGUCAGACUUGCAGACCCAAAAGCUGCUCUUCGUUGUGACAUUUGCGAGAAUGCACCUGCUUUCUUCUACUGUGAGAUAGACGGGACUUCCCUCUGCUUGCAGUGUGAUACAGAUGUGCAUGUUGGUGGUACACAAGUACAUGCAAGGUAUCUUUUAUUCAAGCAGCAAGUUGAGUUUCCGAUGGAUGAUAUAGCUUCAACAUCCAUGAACGAACUUCAGAUUGUUGGGAGGGAAAUCAAUCCUGAUAACCUACAACCGUCUUCUUCAAUUUUAGCUCCAACUCUUGUUAACGAACCUACAUGUAGGAAGGUCGUUGAUUUGAACAUAAGUCCUCAACCUUCAAUCGAAAAUUCUUCCAACAAUCAGACAACUGUUGGGAGGGAAACCAAUCCUGACAUACAUGCUUCUUCUGCUACGGUUUUAGCUCCUGGUAAUGAACACACGGAUCGCAAGGUCAUUGAUUUAAACACAAGUCCUCGUCGAUCACUCGAAAAUUCUUCUAACAAUUAGUGUGCAGCAAUAACUCAUUAAAUUGGGAGCUAUCAGAUCCAUCGUCAAUCGAUCAGUAAUUUAUCCGUCUAUUUGUCAAAAGGCUACGGCAGAUAAAUUCGACUGUUCCGGAACUCGCCACCCUCUUAAUAAUACAAGCACCAUGCUGGUGUUGCCUUAUUCCAUUUUCAAGUAGUAAAGCUAUGUGUAGUUUGCAUGUUUUCUGGAAUUUCUUACACUUUGUACUAUCAACUAAAAAAAUCAGGUACACCUCUCACAUAAAAUAAAGUGUCACAUGCUCGUCACCUCAUGUGACUAUGUGAGCAAGAAAACGUGAGAGGUGGAACGGGUGCAUAAAAAUGUUUUCAGUCUCAAUAAAGUUAUCUUUAGUA